GUGAGCACGCUGACUCUCAGUCUCAAGUCAGUCACUCACUUACUCACCCACACGGCAAAGUGUCAGGCAGGGCUCUGGGCUGUGCUGCUAGCCCGCUUGUCAUCAUACCUCUGAUCCCACCGAGGAGUAAGCUCUCAGCCCUGAAGAUAGAAAAAGAGAAAGAGAAGGAGAGUGGGAGUGAGAGAGAGAAAAAGAGAGAAGGAGAGAGAGAGAGAGGAUGUCAACAACAACAGGGACAACUACAUAAAGAAACAAGGAAACCAAAACAAAGGCAAAAGUUAAACUGAAGCAGAAAGUAAAACUGAAGCAGAGCUAAGAGUGUAUUGAAGAAGCAAAGGAGGAGCCGGAGCUGACUGGAAAACAAAAGAAGAAUUCAGAAGCUGAGGACAGGCACAAAGUCCAACCAUAUAGUCCUAUCAUAGAAGCCUCCUUUGGAUGUGUGUUUUGGUUUUGGAUGUCCCCCAUCCAUGGUGUCCCUGCGGAAUAGGUGAGCGAGUGCUGUAGUUCUGGGCUUUCGGAGGACAUGUCUCAGGAUGAUGUGGGCAGCGUGGCAGUGGUGCCGGAGGAGGGCAGAGAACCUCAGAAGGUCGCGGAGCACCACCACCACGGGCACGGGCAGGACAGCAUCGUCCUCCAUCAGAUGGCCACCCUCUCUAUGGACAUGUUCACACCCAGCGACUUCAAGGGCAAAUUCCGGAAGAUCCAUCCCAGAAAGAGGCCCACCAUAGCCAUCAUCAGAGAAGCGUCUCCCGUUGGCAAGCCCCCCCUGCCCCCAGUGAGCAGUGCUCCAGGAGAGCGCAAGGGUCCCAUCGCCACCAUGCCCGUCACCGUGGACCCCGAGAGCAAGCCGGGCGAGUUCGUCCUCAAGAGCCUCUUCGCCAACUUCACCACACAGGCCGAGCGUAAGAUCCGCAUCAUCAUGGCCGAGCCCCUGGAAAAACUAUUGACCAAGUCCCUACAGAGAGGAGAGGACCCACAGUUUGAUCAGCUGAUCACCAGUAUGAGUUCGCUGGCUGAGUACUGUCUGCCCUCUAUCCUGCGCACGCUCUUCGACUGGUACAAGCGCCAGAACGGCCUGGAGGACGAGUCCCACGAGUACCGGCCUCGGGCCAACACCAAGUCCAAAAGUGAUGAACAACAAAGGGAUUAUUUAAUGGAGAGGAGAGACCUCGCCAUUGACUUCAUCUUCUCCCUGGUCCUCAUUGAGGUCUUAAAACAGAUCCCACUCCACCCUCUCCUGGAUGGCCUGAUUCAGGAGGUCAUCAAUCUGGCAUUUAGGCAUUUUAAAUACAAAGAAGGGUACCUGGGGCCCAAUACAGGCAACAUGCACAUUGUGGCUGACCUGUAUGCAGAAGUAGUUGGAGUUGUAGCCCAGUCUAGAUUCCCUGCGGUGCGGAAGAAGUUCAUAGCCGAGCUGAAGGAGCUGAGGCAGAAGGAGCAGAGCCCGUACGUGACCCAGAGCACCAUCAGCCUCAUCAUGGGCGUCAAGUUCUUCCGCAUCAAGAUGUACCCCGUGGAGGACUUCGAGGCCUCCUUCCAGUUCAUGCAGGAGUGUGCUCAGUACUUCCUGGAGGUGAAGGACAAGGACGUGAAGCACUCUCUGGCUGGCCUCUUUGUGGAGAUAUUAGUCCCUGUUGCCGCAACUGUGAAAAACGAGGUGAAUGUGCCGUGUCUAAGGAACUUUGUGGAGAGUCUGUAUGACACCACUCUUGACCUGUCCUCAAGGAAGAAGCACUCACUGGCGCUGUACCCACUGGUCACCUGUCUCCUGUGUGUGAGUCAGAAGCAGAUCUUCCUCAACAGGUGGCAUGUGUUCCUCAAUAACUGCCUGUCUAAUCUUAAGAAUAAGGACCCUAAAAUGGCCAGAGUGGCCUUAGAGUCCCUGUAUCGCCUGCUCUGGGUCUACAUGAUUCGAAUUAAGUGUGAAAGCAACACUGCAACACAGAGCCGUUUGACGUCCAUAAUUUCCACACUGUUCCCGAAAGGCUCGCGCAGCGUAGUCCCUCGAGACAUGCCUCUCAACAUUUUUGUCAAAAUCAUCCAGUUCAUUGCACAGGAAAGGCUGGAUUUUGCAAUGAAAGAGAUUAUCAGUGAUCUGCUAAGUGUGGGGAAAUCAGCAAAGGCCUUCAGUCUUAAUCCAGAGAGGAUGAACAUUGCUCUCAGGGCCUUCCUGGUCAUAGCUGACAACCUGCAGCAGAAGGAUGGGGAGCCACCCAUGCCCAACACUGGAGCCACGCUGCCCUCGGGCAACACUCUGAAGAAGAAGAAGACUUACCUGAGCAAGACCCUGACAGAGGAGCAGGCCAAGCUCAUAGGCAUGGCCCUGUAUUACUCCCAGGUGCGCAAGGCCAUCGAUAACAUCCUGAGGCACCUGGAUAAGGAGGUGGGCCGCUGCAUGAUGCUCACCAAUGUGCAGAUGCUCAACAAGGAGCCGGAGGACAUGAUCACGGGUGAGCGGAAGCCCAAGAUUGAUCUGUUCAGGACGUGUGUGGCGGCUAUCCCCCGUAUCCUCCCUGACGGCAUGUCCAAGCCUGAGCUCAUAGACCUGCUGGCAAGGCUUACGGUGCACAUGGACGACGAGCUGCGCCUGAUCGCCCAGAACUCACUCCAGAGCCUCCUGCUGGACUUCCCGGACUGGCGCGAGGACGUGCUGUUCGGCUAUACCAACUUCUUGCUGCGCGAGGUGCAGGACACGCAGCAGAGCAUGCAGGACUCCUCCGUGAAGCUGCUGCUGCAGCUGCUGGCCCAGUGGAGGCUGGCGCUGCAAGCGCCCAACAAGACCCGCUCCACCGAGCUGUCCCAUGGCAGCAGCGGUAGCGUGGGCAGUGCCGGGGGGCGAUCGGCGGCCGAGCGGAGCCCCCACUGCGGCGUGCUGCACGCGGUGGAGGGCCUGGCCCUGCUGCUGCUCUGCUCCUGCCAGACGAGCACGCGCAAGCUGGCCGUGUCCGUGCUCAGGGAGAUCCGCCUGGUCUUCAGCGCCAUCGGACAGGCAGAUGAUGAUGACAAGCCCAUGAUCGAGGUGAUGGACCAGCUGAGCUCCACUGUGCUGGACAGCUUUGUGCAUGUGGCUCAUUCGGACUCGGCCACCCUGCCUCUGAGCCACCACGUGGACCUGCAGUGGCUGGUGGAGUGGAACGCCCGGCUGGUCAACAGCAACUACGACGUCAAGAGCCCCUCGCACGUGUGGAUCUUUGCGCAGUCGGUGAAGGACCCGUGGGUGCUGUGCCUCUACAGCUUCCUGCGGCCCGACCACCUGCCCAAGCACUGCCCCACGGCGCUCAGCUACGCCUGGCCCUACGCCUUCACCAGGCUACAGCUCCUCAUGCCACUGGUCGACCCCAACAGCCCCGUCUACGCCAAGAAGACGAGCACGCCGGGGCCGGUGGACGGCUACGUGAAUCUGUGGAGGAACUACCUGAUCCUGUGCCUGGGUGUGGCCAAGCCCAGCAUCAUGAGCCCGGGUCACCUGCGCGCCUCCACUCCUGAGAUCAUGGCCACCACACCAGACGGCAGCAUCACCUACGACAACAAGGUGAUUGGCACUCCAUCCGUGGCCUGGCUCCUGAAGCAGCUGGUUCCUCUGAUGAGGGCCGAGAGCAUUGAGAUCACCGAGUCUCUAGUACUGGGCUUCGGUCGCACCAACUCCCUCGUGUUCAGAGAGUUGGUGGAGGAGCUCCAUCCACUAAUGAAGGAGGCUCUGGAGAGAAGACCUGAGAACAAGAAGCGACGUGAGCGGAGGGACCUUCUGCGGCUGCAGCUGUUGCGCAUCUUUGAGCUGCUGGCUGACUCUGGCGUGAUCAGUGACAGUACUAACGGGGCUCUGGAGCGGGACUCCCUGGCUCUGGGUGCCCUGUUCCUGGAGUAUGUGGACCUGACCCGAAUGCUGCUGGAGGCCGAGAACGACAAGGAGCUGGAGAUCCUCAAGGACAUCCGCGCCCACUUUAGUGGCAUGGUGGCCAACCUCAUUCAGUGUGUCCCAGUCCAUCACAGGCGCUUCCUCUUCCCCCAGCAGAGUCUGAGGCAUCACCUCUUCAUCCUCUUCAGCCAGUGGGCGGGGCCAUUCAGUGUCAUGUUCACCCCACUGGACCGCUACAGUGACCGCAACCACCAGAUCUCCAGAUACCAGUACUGUGCCCUCAAGGCCAUGUCUGCAGUGCUGUGCUGUGGUCCUGUUUUUGACAACGUUGGCCUCUCCUCCGAUGGCUACCUCUAUAAGUGGCUCGACAACAUCCUGGGCUGUCACGACCUGCGGGUGCAUCGUCUGGGCUGUGAGGUGGUGGUCCUGCUCCUUGAGCUGAACCCAGACCAGGCGAACCUGUUCAACUGGGCCGUGGAUCGCUGCUUCACCGGCGCCUACCAGCUGGCCUCAGGCUGCUUCAAGGCCAUUGCCACCGUCUGUGGGAGCAGAAAUUACCCAUGUGAUAUUGUCACCCUGCUGAACCUGGUGCUCUUCAAGGCGUCGGACACCAGCAGGGAGAUUUACGAGAUCUCCAUGCAGCUGAUGCAGGUCCUGGAGGCCAAGCUGUGGGUUUACUCCAAGAAGAUCACAGGGCAGAAGCCGGGGAAUAUCCUGUACGGCACUCACGGCCCCCUGCCCCCCCUCUACAGCGUCUCACUGUCCCAGCUCUCCAGUCAGCUGGCCAGCAUGUACCCAGAGCUCACACUCCCCCUCUUCUCAGAGGUGAGCCAGCGGUUCCCCACCACGCACCCCAACGGGAGGCAGAUCAUGCUGACCUACCUGCUCCCGUGGCUCAACAACAUCGAGCUGGUGGACACAGGGCUGCCCCCCACCUCCAGCCCCUGCACCCCAGAGGAGGAGGCCCGCGGACGGGCCGGUGGCCUGGGCACCCCCCCUCGCCUCAAGGGUAACGGCUGGGGCUCCCUGCAGGCCACCUCUCUGGUGCUCAACAACCUCAUGUACAUGACUGCCAAGUAUGGGGAUGAGGUUCCUGGGCCUGAGAUGGAGAAUGCAUGGAACGCCCUGGUCACCAAUGACAAUUGGAGCAACAACCUCAGAACGACUCUGCAGUUCCUCAUCAGCCUCUGUGGAGUCAGCAGCGACACAACACUACUGCCAUAUAUUAAGAAGGUGGUGAUCUACCUCUGUCGGAACAACACCAUCCAGACCAUGGAGGAGCUGCUGUUUGAGCUGCAGCAGACCGACCCCGUCAACCCCGUGGUCCUGCACUGCGACAACGCCCCCUUCUACCGAUUCGCCGCCAGCAACAAGACCUCCGUGGUCGCCUCUGGCACCACCUCAAGCACUAACACCUUGGUAGCGGGUCAGGAUAACUUUCCGGACACAGACGAGGCUAAGAUCGCCCGGGAGACCGAGGAGAGGUUGAGUAAUGUGGCGAGGGCCCAUAACAGGCUGGAGUCCCGGUACAGUAACAGCUCUGGGGGCUCCUAUGAUGAAGAGAAGAACGAGCCGCUCCCUCCCUAUGCCAGCUGGCUGAUCGGCGUGCUGGAGAGCAACCGGCCGCAGCCGCUGCCCAUGCCGGUGAACGGGGGCUGCUGGGCUCCGCUGGUGGACUACCUGCCAGAGACCAUCACCCCACGAGGACCCCUGCACCGGUGCAACAUUGCAGUGAUAUUCAUGACAGAGAUGGUGGUGGAUCACAGUGUGAGGGAAGACUGGGCCCUGCACUUACCCCUCCUGCUUCAUGCACUCUUUCUGGGUCUGGAUCACUACCGCCCCGAGGUGUUUGAGCACAGCAAGCGACUACUGCUGCACCUCCUCAUCGCCCUGUCCUGCAACAACAACUUCCAGGUCAUCGCCUCCGUCCUGCUUCUCACCCGCGAGAUCAGCGACAACAAGACCCUCACCGUCAAGUCCAGCUAUCAGCCUGAGUACCACUACACUGGGGGCUUUGACUUCCUGCGGGAGAGUCCGUCUCCCGUGGCGGACUCGGGCCUCAGCUCGUCCUCCACCUCGUCCAGUGUGAGCCUGGGGGGCAGCGUGGGCAACCUGCCGCAGAUCAGUGCGGAUCUGGAAGAGCUGGACGACUCCUCCAUCGACACGGACGAGAAGACAAACAAGCUCAUCGAGUUCCUCACUACCAGGGCGUUCGGGCCGCUGUGGUGCCAUGAGGACAUCACGCCCAAGAACCCCAACUCCAAGAGCGCCGAGCAGCUGUCCAACUUCCUGCGCCACAUCAUGUCCGUCUUCAAGGAGUCCAAGUCAGACUUCCACCUGGAGCAGCAGCUGAGUGACGUGGCACUGCAGACGGCGCUGUGCAGCUCAUCUCGCCACUACGCUGGACGCUCCUUCCAGAUCUUCAGGGCCCUGCGGCAGCCGCUGUCUCACCACGCGGUCUCCGACAUCCUGUCACGCCUGGUGGAGGUGGUGGGGGAACACGGGGACGAGGUGCAGGGCUAUGUGAUGGAGGUGCUGCUCACACUAGAGUCUGUGGUGGAUAACCUAGCCGAGUGCCUGAAGAACAGUGAUCUGAUGGCAGCUUUAACCAGGGCCUCGUCUCCUGACUUCCUGGUGAGCGGAAAGCUUAACUCCAACAGGAAGAGCACGGGCCAGCUGAACCUGCCGCACGGCGCAGACGCCAGCGCGGCCGAUCGCAGCCGGCACCAGCGCAGCUACUCCGUGCCCAAGAAGUUUGGCGCUGAGAACGGCAGCGCCGGAGGUGGCGGCGUGCACCCCCCCGGCGCCCGCUCCCCCUCAGACAACCCCCCGCGCAGCGCCACGCUGGACCGCAUCCAGGCGUGCACCCAGCCGGGCGUCAACUCGCGCGGCUCGCCCCGCAGCUGCUGCUCCUCGGCCUCCUCCACCCGCGGCGACUCCUCCGGCCUGCCCAUCAGCGACCCCAACCACGCCGGGCACCCGGCCUCGUUGCUCGCCACCACCUUUUGGGUGGCCGUGUCGCUCAUGGAGUCCGACUUUGAGUUUGAGUACCAGAUGGCGCUGCGGCUGGUGCACAAGCUGCUGGCGCGCGUGCCGCUGGACCGGCCCGAGAACCGCGAGCGGCUGGAGAAGCUGCAGGCACAGCUGCGCUGGAGCGGCUUCGCCGGCCUGCAGCAGCUGCUGCUCAAGGGGUUCACCUCGCCGGCCACCUGCGACCUCACGCUGCAGCUCUUCUGCCAGCUCACGCCCGUGUCCCGCGUCACCGUGGUGGACACCUCGCAGGCCAUAGGUUUCCCUUUGAACGUGCUCUGUCUGCUUCCCCACCUCGUCCAGCACUUUGACAGCCCGACCCAGUUCUGCAAGGAGAGUGCAGAGAGGAUAGCGCAGGUGUGUUUGGCGGAGAAGGAGAAGAACACUAAACUCUCCCACCUGGCUCACGUGAUGACGCUUUACAAGACCCGCUCGUACACCCGAGACCCUUUCUCCUGGGUCAGUGUGGUGUGCCGAUACCUGUACGAGGCUUUUGCCGACAUCACACUCAACAUGGUCACCUACAUGGCAGAGUUACUGGACAAGGGGCUUCCCAGCAUGCAACAGCCACUCUUGCAGAUCAUCUACAGUCUGCUAAGCCAUAUGGAUCUGGCCAUUAUCCAGGUUAAGCCUUUCAAUGUCGAGGUACUCAAGACCAUCGAAAAGUUUGUUCAGACGGUGCAUUGGAAAGAAUCUCUGAACAUUCUGAAGCUGGUGGUGUCUCGUUCAGCCAGCCUGGUCCUCCCGUCGUGUAACCACGGCGACCUCUCCCACCUGGAGGUCAGCCGCAUAUGGGAUGGCUCCUCCAAAGCUCUGCCGGGGAAAACCCUGGACUUCCACUUUGACAUUUCAGAGACACCGGUGAUCGGCCGCAGGUAUGAUGACCUGCAGGGCUCGGCGGGCCGCGACGGGAAGGCCAGGGCCAUUGCGGUGACGCGCAGCACCUCCUCCACCUCCUCGGGCUCCAACUCCAACAACGUGCUGGUGCCCGUCAGCUGGAAGAGGCCCCAGUCCUCACAGAAACGGACCCGUGAGAAACUGGUGAACGUCCUGUCAUUGUGUGGCCAGGAGGUCGGCCUCACGAAGAACCCAUCGGUGAUCUUCUCGUCCUGUGGGGACCUGGACCUGAUGAUGGAGCAUCAGCCCAGUCAGGUAUCCUCGGAGGACGGCACGCGCGAGCAGGACACGCUUGACGACACCGCCUCCGAGCAGCAGUUCCGCGUCUUCCGCGACUUUGACUUCCUGGACGUGGAGCUUGAGGAUGGCGAGGAGCUACAGGGUGAGAGUAUGGAUAACUUUAACUGGGGGGUGCGGCGGCGCUCCCUAGACAGUGGGGACCUGCACGAGCUCCUGGAGGAGAGCCAGCACUCGGGCAGCACGCCCAGUCUGGGCCACGAGGACGAGCAGCCCGACGACUCGGACGAGUCCUCGGAGGAGGAGGAGGAGUCCAACUCCACCAGCCAGAGUCUCUCUCACUCACAGCUGACCAUGAAUCUCUCUCCGUCAGAGGAGACCAAUCACACAGAUUCGCUGUCCACCUCCUACGACACCACCUCUCUGAACGCCACCACGCCCAGCCUGGGGACAUCUCUGCCUGAAGACAGCGCCAUGCCGCCCUUUCCGCCCCCUUUGGAGGUGAUGGGUGAGGACGAGGACAUGCAAGAGGAAGAGUUGUCCUUCUGCGUCAGCGAGCUGCCUCCGGGCUUCGACUGCGGGGACGCCUUCACCCUAGACCUGAUCCCUGAGCAGGAGCGCUCCGAGCGAGACCUCAGCGCCAGCUGCUUACCCAGUUUUGGGGAUGUCCGAGACGACCUGCAGGAUCUGGACUUCCCUCCGCCGCCCUCUCCCUUCUUCUCGGCCAUCCUGGCGGCGUUCCAGCCCACCGUGUGCGACGACGCCGAGGAGGCCUGGCGGAGCCACGUUAGCCAGCUGGUGGCCGACUGCGACGGCUCCUGUGCCAUCUACACCUUCCACGUCUUCUCCUCCCUCUUUCAGAACAUCCAGAACAAGUUUUGCUCCCUGACCAGUGAUGCCUCUGGUUACCUUGGUGAUGGAGUGAGGGGAAUAGGGUCAAAGUUCGUGCGGUCAUCCCAGAUGCUAACCUCAUGCUCCGACUGCCCAACAAUUUAUGUUGAUGCAGACACGAUUGUGUCUUACGGGCUGCUGGAGAAGAUCAAGUUCAGUGUGCUGGAGCUUCAGGAGUAUCUGGACACUUACAACAACAAAGAGGAUGCUGCCACCUCAUGGUUACAAAACUGCAAGGACACAUUUCCCAAGUGCUCUGAUGAUGGGGUCAUCACCUGUCAGCCAGGGGACACAGAAGAGAAGCAAAUGGAAACUCUGGCACAACUGGAGCUCUGCCAGCGGCUCUACAAGCUGCACUUUCAGCUCCUGCUGCUGUUUCAGUCCUACUGCAAACUGAUUGGGCAAGUCAGUGCCAUCAGCUCUGUGCCUGAGCUGCAGAACAUGUCCCGGGAGGUGAACGAGCUGAAGAGCAGCCUGAGGGUGGCAGCGGCCGCCGUGUCUGGAGACCUGGUGUCCCACCACAGGCCCCCGCCCCAGGCCAGCUUCCCCACCACAGAGGCAGCCGUGCAGGCCGUCCUGGAGUGCCUAAAGAACAGCGAGUUCACCACCGCCAUCCGAUACAUCCGCCAGUGCAGACGCACGUGGCCGAAUGAGAUCUUCGGUGGCAACGCGGAGGACGAGGUGCAGACCCUCCUCAACAUCUACUUCCGGCACCAGACCCUGGGCCAGACGGGCACCUUCGCCCUGGUGGGCUCGAGCCAGGACCUGUCCGAGAUCUGCGCCAAGCUCAUGGAGCUCAACGGCGAGAUCCGCGACAUGAUCCGCAUCGCCCAGGGCUACCGGGUGGUCGCCGCCUUCGCCCCCGACUCCAGCGCUUCCGGCGUUAGUCUCUGACACGAGGCGUGCGGCGUCCACUCGCCCCCCCCUCCCUGGCCUGGCCCUCAUCCUCCGCUGCUCCCCCCUCCCAUGCCCUUCCACCCCCCCUAACACCGACCCCCCUGCUCCACGCGCCCCCAUCCUUCCAUCCAUCUGCUGCCUUCUUCCCUGCCCCGUCCCCUCCACCCUCCACCUCCCUCUCUCUGCCCUGUGUGCCCGGUCCGAGCCAGCAGGGGGCAUGGGGGAGCUGCUGCAGCUGCCCCUCUCCGACAGGGUUUCCUCCGACACUGCUCCCCUAUGUGGGAAAGUUGGGCCGCGCCGCCAUGACUCUGCUCAGACGGGACGAGUUCCUGGAAGCCAAGGCGGCAUCCGACUCGGGAUGCCAAGCGGGUGGCAGUAGCGGAGAGACUAAACCGUUACUGCUCGACAUUUCGGACUGAAGUCAUUGAGUCACGUCUUCUAUUGCACUAAAUCGAGUUUUUCUUUUCUUUUUUUUGCUGUUGUCGUUGCUGUUGCUGUUGAUGUCGCCAUCGACAAUUUCUCCGAUUUUGCCAUCAUUACCAUUACAUUGAAACAUUACAGAAGGCAGGAGUGUCGCGUUUUGCGUCUUUACUACUGAAAAGAAAUGCUGCAGACUUUUUGAGGAAAUGCCAAAGCCAGAGGGACUGAUCUCCCACCAUCGUUGACUCUUUGUUGAAACUGUCCUACGGGGAAACGUGCAAUGCUACUCUCUUGACGUAAGGCCUUCUACUGUACUUGCUCAGCUCACACGAAUGUUGUAGCUUUUUUUUCAAAAACUCCUCCCGGCUUUCACAAUAAGGACAUGCAGACUGUAACACCAUACAGAAUAUAACCUAAAUCCGUAUUUUGUUGUUGUGGUGGCUCUGUGUCCAGGCUAUGAGCUUAUUUGCUUGUGAAACAACUUGUCACCAGUUCAUAGGUUCAACACUGUAUUGUAACAUAUCAUUUUUUUGUGAAUAUUCACUCCAUGCUACUCGACAAUUAGGCUGAUAUUCAGCAUUCAUGUCAAUAUUUGAAAAAGGAAUAGGACACAUGGAUAAGCUAUUGUAGAAGUGACUGGAUUCAAUUGUCAUGUCAGUAUCCCUUUUUACCCAUGUGUUGCUUUCUACUGUAUAGUAUCUUGCCUCUAGGGUUGUUUUCACAAUGUCAAGGAAAAUGCAUUGAACAUAGUUUUAUGAGAGACAAAGUUCUAUGUUGUGUCAGUUAAAACUGCCAAGCAUGCAUUGUUGUAUUUACAGUCAAUUGUAUUAGAACUAUUUAUUAACAAAUGCAUAUUUUAAAGGAGAGAAGAUAUGUUUGUAUAAAAGUACAAAGGGAGAUCUCCCCAUGCAAGUGUGUAGGAGAGCGUGUGUUUGUGUGUGUGCAAGGGUGUGUGUGUGUGUGUGCAUGCAAUAAAAAAAAUAUAUAUUGCACAUUGUACAGCUUCCUUUAGGAAGAUUGUAUGAGUAGGUUUUUGUGUCAUGUAAAUAAUUUUACAGUUUUGUGAAGUCCUUUGGGUUGGUGAUCUGUACAUGUCUGAAUCACAGUAAAAAAAUAAAUAAAUAAAAAAAAAACAUA
Messenger RNA from Clupea harengus (Atlantic herring), 11365 nucleotides. Its product is annotated as protein furry homolog. Gene Ontology annotation, biological process: neuron projection development; cell morphogenesis. Bases 524 to 9805 code for a protein of 3093 amino acids. The transcript is spliced from 63 exons. Lineage: Eukaryota; Metazoa; Chordata; Actinopteri; Clupeiformes; Clupeidae. The record is from RefSeq and is a predicted model, not a curated record. Gene Ontology annotation, cellular component: cell cortex; site of polarized growth.